AUGGCUAAAAGAGGCCCAAGGACGAUUUCAGCUGUCAUUGAAGAUAUUGGUUAUGGUCCGAGUCAAGUCCUCACUAGCUUCGUCGUCAACGGCUCCUGGCUGGCGGAUGGGGCAGAGCUUUUGGUGCUAAGUUCGAUCUCGGCUAGCCUUGCAGCUGAGUGGAGCCUCACUCCAAUCCAAAAAGGAUGGCUAAUGUCUGUUGUCUACCUGGGCGUCCUGCUUGGAAAUGUUCUUAGCGGCAUCCUGGGUGACUGGCUUGGGCGUCGGCACGCUGUGCUCAUGUGCUUUCCAAUUGUGGCUCUGCUGAGUUUGGCAAGCGCCGGAGCGACGAGCUUUUGGAUGCUUUUGCCAUUGCGCUUCUUUGUGGGAGUUGGCUUCGGCACCGGGCAGCCCAGUGCCGUCGCCAUUUUGAUGGAGAUCUCACCUGUGCAGUCGAGAGCAUUAAAUCAAGGAUUCGCGCAAAUGGCUUUUGCCAUGGGCGAGCUCUACUGUUGCCUCGUGAUGUGGUUGGACGAUCCUACAUUGGAACAUUUAAACUGGAGACGGAUGUUAACAGCCAAUGCGCUUCCAGCUGUGUUUUUCUGGUUGGUUGCUUGGGCCUUCCUUCGAGAGUCUCCAAUCUUCGCGGCUGCGACCGGUAAACGCGACGAGGCCUUGAGCAUCUUGGAGGACAUGAGCAAGCGGAACGGGCGUCCCAAUGUUCACACACACUUCGAUGCAGUUGAGGAGACAAGUGGCGCAGGGUCAAUUCCCUUUUGGAAUCAGUUGCCUACAAUCAUCAGUGCUUCGACCGCGGUUCUUUGUUUGGUGUGUUUCUCUUAUAACCUUACUAUCUAUGGUGCAUUCACAGCGUUUCCCGAGCUUCUGCCACAGCUGUUGAAGCGCACCCGCGAGAGUCCAGUGGCUGAGCUAGCAAGGGGAGCCUUUGUCGAGAUUCCCGGCGACCUCUUUGGCCUCUUGGCCGGUCUGGCUUUGCCGAGGAAGUGGGUGCUCUAUGGCUACUUCAUUGGCUUGGGAAUUUCCAGCCUGCUGUUCUGCAGCAGCAACGAAUCGCUGGUUUUGAUAGGGUACUACGGCAGCAAAGCCUUUCCUCAAGUUGGCUCAGUGUCCUUGUACAUCCUUGCCGCGGAAAGCUACCACGCGAUUGUCCGGGCUUCUGGAACGGCAACUGUCCUCAGCUUUGGUAGAAUCGGAGCGUUCGUGGCACCCUUAUGCUAUGAAUUCCUUUUUACCACAUUCGGUACACACAGAGCCUUUUUCUACAUGUCGGCCAGCCUGAUGCUAAUAUGCUUCGUGCUCACAGCGGCUCUGGUCCCAGAAACGUUUCGUGGAGUUUUGGCCUACACGGAUCCUACCUUUGAAGAGACCUUCCCCAUCGCAGCUGGCUUCAAAACCACAGCCACGCACGGAGCGGUCCCUCCAAGGGAAGACAUGACUUAA
Molecule: messenger RNA, 1440 nt
Organism: Symbiodinium pilosum
Lineage: Eukaryota; Dinophyceae; Suessiales; Symbiodiniaceae
Source: the annotation of a GenBank genome assembly